Molecule: messenger RNA, 3925 nt
Organism: Phacochoerus africanus (Common warthog)
Lineage: Eukaryota; Metazoa; Chordata; Mammalia; Artiodactyla; Suidae
Gene: GANAB
Product: glucosidase II alpha subunit
Exons: 25
Coding region: 43-2943 (966 amino acids)
Biological process (GO): carbohydrate metabolic process; N-glycan processing
Cellular component (GO): glucosidase II complex
Molecular function (GO): glucan 1,3-alpha-glucosidase activity; carbohydrate binding
Source: RefSeq, a predicted model, not a curated record
GGGGAGGGGAAGCUCCGGGUCAAGGAGCAAACCCGGCACAAGAUGGCGGCGGUAGCGGCAGUGGCGGCGCGUAGGAGGCGGUCUUGGACGGGUUUGGUACUGGCUUGUUUAGGGGUCUGCCUGGGACUUACCCUUGCUGUGGAUAGAAGCAACUUUAAGACCUGUGAAGAGAGUUCCUUCUGCAAGAGGCAGCGAAGCAUACGGCCAGGCCAGUCUCCAUACCGAGCCUUGCUGGACUCUCUGCAGCUUGGUCCUGAUACCCUCACAAUCCAUCUAAUCAACGAAGUCACCAAGGUGUUGCUGGUGCUGGAGCUCCAGGGGCUUCAAAAGAACAUGACUCGGAUCCGGAUUGAUGAACUAGAGCCCCGACGGCCCCGAUACCGUGUGCCAGACGUGUUGGUGGCUGAGCCCCCCACCGCUCGGCUUUCUAUCUCUGGCCAGGAUGACAACAGCAUGGAGGUAACCGUGGCUGAGGGACCCUAUAAAAUCAUUUUGACUGCGUGGCCAUUCCGGCUGGACCUGCUGGAGGACCGCAGCCUUCUGCUCAGUGUCAAUGCCCGAGGACUCUUAAAUUUUGAGCACCAGAGGGCCCCCAGGGUCUCUUUCUCGGAUAAAGUUAGUCUCACGCUCGGUAGCAUUUGGGAUAAGAUCAAGAACCUUUUCUCUAGGCAAGGAUCAAAAGACCCAGCUGAGGGCGAUGGGGCCCAGCCCGAGGAAGCACCUGGGGAUGGAGACAAGCCAGAGGAGAUCCAGGGGAAGGCAGAGAAAGAUGAGCCAGGAGCCUGGGAAGAGACAUUCAAAACUCACUCUGACAGCAAGCCCUAUGGCCCCACGUCUGUGGGUUUGGAUUUCUCUCUGCCAGGCAUGGAGCAUGUGUAUGGGAUCCCCGAGCAUGCAGACAGCCUGAGGCUAAAAGUUACUGAGGGUGGGGAUCCGUAUCGCCUCUACAAUUUGGACGUGUUCCAGUAUGAGCUGUACAACCCCAUGGCCCUGUACGGCUCCGUGCCUGUGCUCCUGGCACACAGCCCUCACAGGGACCUGGGCAUCUUCUGGCUCAACGCUGCAGAGACCUGGGUUGACAUAUCCUCCAACACUGCAGGGAAGACCCUGUUUGGGAAGAUGCUGGACUACCUACAGGGCUCUGGGGAGACCCCACAGACAGAUGUUCGCUGGAUGUCGGAGAGCGGCAUCAUCGAUGUCUUCCUGCUCCUUGGGCCCUCCGUCUUCGAUGUCUUCCGGCAGUACGCUAGUCUCACUGGGACCCAGGCAUUGCCCCCGCUCUUCUCCCUCGGCUACCACCAGAGCCGCUGGAACUAUCGAGAUGAGGCCGAUGUCCUGGAAGUUAAUCAGGGCUUUGAUGAUCACAACCUGCCCUGUGAUUUCAUCUGGCUGGACAUCGAGCAUGCUGAUGGCAAGCGGUACUUCACCUGGGACCCCAGCCGCUUCCCCCAGCCCCGCACCAUGCUUGAGCAUUUGGCCUCUAAGAGGCGCAAGCUGGUAGCCAUUGUGGACCCUCACAUCAAGGUGGACUCCAGCUACCGCGUACAUGAAGAGUUACAGAACCUGGGUCUGUAUGUUAAAACCCGGGAUGGCUCUGACUAUGAGGGCUGGUGCUGGCCAGGUGCAGCUAGUUACCCUGAUUUCACCAAUCCCAAGAUGAGAGCCUGGUGGGCUAACAUGUUUCGCUUUGAGAAUUACGAGGGCUCAUCUUCCAACCUCUAUGUCUGGAAUGACAUGAACGAACCGUCCGUGUUCAAUGGCCCUGAGGUCACCAUGCUCAAGGAUGCCCAGCAUUAUGGGGGCUGGGAGCACCGAGACGUGCACAACAUCUAUGGCUUCUAUGUGCACAUGGCAACUGCUGACGGGCUGGUGCUGCGCUCUGGGGGUGUAGAACGGCCCUUUGUCCUGAGCAGGGCUUUCUUCGCUGGCUCCCAGCGCUUUGGAGCCGUGUGGACUGGGGACAACACUGCUGAAUGGGACCAUUUGAAGAUCUCUAUCCCUAUGUGUCUCAGCUUGGGGCUGGUGGGACUUUCCUUCUGUGGAGCGGAUGUGGGUGGCUUCUUCAAAAAUCCAGAGCCAGAGCUGCUUGUGCGCUGGUACCAGAUGGGUGCUUACCAGCCAUUCUUCCGGGCACACGCCCAUUUGGACACUGGUCGGCGAGAGCCGUGGCUGUUACCGACUCAGUACCAGGACAUGAUCCGAGAUGCCCUGGGCCAGAGAUACUCCUUACUGCCCUUCUGGUACACUCUCUUCUAUCAGGCCCAUCGUGAAGGGGUUCCUGUCAUGAGGGCCCUGUGGGUGCAUUAUCCUCAGGACGUGACGACCUUCAGUAUAGAUGAUGAGUUCCUGCUUGGGGAUGCACUGCUGGUUCACCCUGUAACAGACUCUGAGGCACAUGGCGUGCAGGUCUAUCUGCCUGGCCAAGGGGAGGUGUGGUACGAUGUUCACAGCUACCAGAAGUAUCAUGGUCCGCAGACCCUGUACCUGCCUGUAACUCUAAGCAGCAUCCCUGUGUUCCAGCGCGGAGGGACCAUUGUGCCCCGAUGGAUGCGAGUGCGGCGUUCCUCAGACUGCAUGAAGGACGACCCCAUCACUCUCUUCGUUGCACUCAGUCCCCAGGGUACAGCCCAGGGAGAGCUCUUUCUCGACGAUGGGCACACAUUCAACUAUCAGACUGGCCAUGAGUUCCUGCUGCGUCGAUUCUCAUUCUCUGGCAACACCCUUGUCUCCAGCUCAGCAGACUCCAAAGGCCACUUUGAGACACCUGUCUGGAUUGAGCGGGUGGUGAUAAUAGGGGCUGGAAAGCCAGCAACUGUGGUACUCCAGACAAAAGGAUCUCCUGAAAGCCGCCUGUCCUUCCAGCAUGACCCUGAGACCUCUGUGUUGAUCCUGCGCAAGCCUGGCGUCAAUGUGGCAUCCGACUGGAGCAUUCACCUGCGAUAACCCAUGGGAUGUUGGGAUGGGGUGCGGUGGUGAUUGAGAGUUACACUUCCUUCUGCCUUGGAGUUUGACCUUCCCCAGGCUUCGCCUUUCUUAUGCCGACGUCUGGGCAGGGUGAGAGGGCUGUCCCUGGGCUUGAAUUCCUUUUGUGACCUGAUCUCUCCCACCCCAUUGACACCAGAUCUCCCUUCAUCUCCCAGUACUCUGUUGCUCGAACUGGAGCACAAUCACCUGUGAAGACCUGGGGACCAUAGGGCCCUUGCUUUCCCUCCUCUUUUCUUUCUUUUGGGGGCCCUGAAUCUCCUCCAGACCCUCUCCAUUCAUGUCUCUUGUGUGUUGAUGCCAUUUCUUGGAAGAAGAUAAGGGCAGUGAGCUUUAGGGCUGCAUUUCUCCUUCCCCUUCCCUCCCCACCGAACUGCUCUCCCUCCUUUUAUUUCUUCCUCUGUUAGCCCUCUUCUCUGUCAGCCCUUCCCUUUUAAUGCCCCAUCGAUACACUGGGACCACCCCUUACCUGAUGAGGGAUGAAUGGAUCACAGGAGUGAGGUUGCUGGAAAACAUCCUCUUCCCUGGCUCCCAACUUUUCCUCUCCCUGCUUCUUUCUAGAGCUGCUGCAGUUCUGACAGGGGCAGUUCUACCUCCCCUGUCCUUUGGGGGAAAGAAGUUUCCACUCCCUGAGAGGGGAUAAACAAAACUUCUCUUGCCUCCUAAAAUUUUGUCCCGUUGAGGGGCAUUCAAGAUGGAGAAAUCAGUUGUGGUUUCAUCGAAUCACGGUCAUCUGUAUUUAUUGCUGGGAGAAGGCUGAGGGUGGGGGAGAGAUGAUCAUGUGCGCCCAGGGGUGGCCCAAAGCCCUGGGUAGGGGGUGGGGUGGGCAAGGACUAACUGGGGGCGAGGGGGAAUAUUUGUGGGAAUUUUUUUUACUUCCUCUUGGCCUCCAGCUGUGACAGGUUUUGAUAAAAGGAGAAACAAUAAAGAGAUAAACCAUAAA